AUGGCUGCGCUCUGGAGGCUGAGUGUCUGCGGUACCCAAGGAGCCCGAGCUGUUUUCCUCCGGACCCCAGUCAGACCUGCCCCUGUCUCAGCGUUUCUCCAGGACCGGUCAUGUCCAGGAAUGCAGCACAUUCACUUGUCCCCGAGCCACCAUUCUGGUUCCAAGGCUGCCUCUCUCCACUGGACUGGUGAGAGAGUUGUCAGUGUUUUCCUCCUGGGUCUACUUCCAGCUGCUUAUUUGAAUCCUUGCUCUGCGAUGGACUACUCGUUGGCUGCAGCCCUUACUAUCCAUAGUCACUGGGGCCUCGGACAGGUUGUUACUGACUAUGUCCACGGAGAUGCAUCCCAGAAAGCUGCCAAGGCGGGCCUCUUGGCACUCUCAGCUCUAACCUUCGCUGGCCUCUGUUAUUUCAACUACCACGAUGUAGGCAUCUGCAGAGCUGUUGCCAUGCUGUGGAAGCUCUGA
Molecule: messenger RNA, 465 nt
Organism: Elephantulus edwardii (Cape elephant shrew)
Lineage: Eukaryota; Metazoa; Chordata; Mammalia; Macroscelidea; Macroscelididae
Gene: SDHD
Product: succinate dehydrogenase complex, subunit D, integral membrane protein
Exons: 4
Coding region: 1-465 (154 amino acids)
Biological process (GO): tricarboxylic acid cycle; mitochondrial electron transport, succinate to ubiquinone
Cellular component (GO): membrane; mitochondrial envelope
Molecular function (GO): heme binding; ubiquinone binding
Source: RefSeq, a predicted model, not a curated record